AUGUUCAAAAAGUUCGAUGAUAAGGAGGACGUGAACGGGAGCACGCAGUUGAAGUCGAGCAUUCAGAAGGGGAUUCGGCGAAAACUUGUCGAGAAUUAUCCGCAUUUGGAGCCAUAUUUGGACGACAUUCUACCGAAAAAGGAAAACUUCAAACUAAUCAAGUGCCGCGAUCAUAUCGAGCUUCUCGCCGAUCAUACAGGCGUCGUGCGAUUUGUCAAAACGCGGAACACCGACUUCAUUCCGACGCUGCGGACCCUCCACAAAUACCCGUUUAUUCUACCGCAUCAGCAGGUGGACAAAGGCGCCAUCAAGUUCAUCCUCAACGGAUCAUCGAUCAUGUGUCCCGGAUUGACAUCGCCGGGCGCGAAACUCACACCGAAUGUGCCCAAGGAUACGGUAGUCGCUGUUAUGGCAGAGGGCAAAGAGCACGCAUUGGCGAUCGGCCAAAUGACGAUGAGCAGCGAGGAGAUUCAGAGUGUGAACAAGGGAAACGGCAUCGAGAAUCUGCACUAUCUGAACGACGGCCUCUGGCAUCUUGCCGAGAAGCCGCUCAAUUAA
Caenorhabditis bovis is the source of this 558-nucleotide messenger RNA. NCBI's taxonomy places the organism in Eukaryota, Metazoa, Nematoda, Chromadorea, Rhabditida, Rhabditidae. The record is from the annotation of a GenBank genome assembly.